Molecule: messenger RNA, 914 nt
Organism: Callithrix jacchus (white-tufted-ear marmoset)
Lineage: Eukaryota; Metazoa; Chordata; Mammalia; Primates; Cebidae
Source: RefSeq, a predicted model, not a curated record
CCAUCUGGACCACGUCUAUUAGAAUUUAAUAGGAAAAAGUACAGUGACCUAGAAGCUGGUAAGAGUCAUGAUCUUUCGCCCCGUAGAAAAUGGAUUUUGUGGAUCCCAGGGAAGGUGAAUGAGUAGCGUCCUCCCGUGUGCUUCACGGGGUCAGUGAUAACCAAGGUCAGUAGCUGGUGACUGGCUUAAUGACUACCACACCCUGGCUCAGAUGAAAGAGAGAAUGGGACUGACCGGUGCUGACUGCCUUUCCUAUACCUAACUGGUUCCUUGUAGGGAGCUAGAAUUUCUGUGUCCACUGAUCAUUGGCAUUUUCAUUCAGCACAAUGGAGAGAAGUCUGAGGAACGUCCUCGUGGUUUCCUUCGGGUUCCUGUUUCUCUUCACAGCCUAUGGAGGUCUGCAGAGCCUGCAGAGCAGUCUGUACAGCGAGGAGGGCCUGGGUGUGACGGCGCUCAGCACCCUCUAUGGAGGCAUGCUCCUGUCCUCCAUGUUCCUGCCACCGCUCCUCAUCCAGAGGCUGGGCUGCAAGGGGACCAUCCUCCUCUCCAUGUGUGGCUACGUGGCCUUCUCCGUGGGCAACUUCUUCGCUAGCUGGUACACUUUGAUCCCCACCUCCAUCCUGCUGGGGCUCGGGGCCGCCCCGCUGUGGUCUGCGCAGUGCACGUACCUGACGAUCAUGGGAAAGACGCGUGCAGAGAAGGCGGGGAAGCGUGGCCAAGACGGGGUGACCCAGUGUUUCGGCAUCUUCUUCCUCAUAUUCCAGUCAUCCGGUGUGUGGGGCAACUUGAUCUCCUCGCUGGUGUGUGGCCAGACUCCCAGCCAAGGUAAAAGGCAAAGGGGCAGGCAAUUGUCUGCAAGUGGAAAGGGGGUUUCGGCGAUGGCCGCUGGGGGAGGGGGUCCUGAUUUCACUUGA